Molecule: messenger RNA, 1263 nt
Organism: Dioszegia hungarica
Lineage: Eukaryota; Fungi; Basidiomycota; Tremellomycetes; Tremellales; Bulleribasidiaceae
Product: GPI mannosyltransferase 2
Exons: 5
Coding region: 1-1263 (420 amino acids)
Biological process (GO): GPI anchor biosynthetic process
Cellular component (GO): mannosyltransferase complex; endoplasmic reticulum membrane
Molecular function (GO): GPI mannosyltransferase activity; alpha-1,6-mannosyltransferase activity
Source: RefSeq, a predicted model, not a curated record
AUGGCCCCGGUUGCCACACUCAGGCGAGUGGAUCGCUACCCACAGUGGGCCCUCGCCACUCUGGCCGUGAUCAGCCGGCUCAUCCCCUGGGCGCUACUUCGCCUAUUGAGCUCUCUUCCGGCUUUCGACUCCUCCGCCCAGCUGCUCUCCGGUAGAGAAUCGUCUACGAGUCUGCGAUGGGAUGCGAUCCACUUCGCAUCGAUAGCCAAGGAUGGCUACCGAUACGAGCAGCAUAUUGCUUUCCAGCCGGGAUGGCCUCUCCUGCUUCGGGCGCUAAGCUCGGUCAUUCCUGGCCAGACGACAGGGGUAGAUGAGGUGGGAAGGAUAGCGCAAAUGGGCGAGCUCCUAGCUUGUGGGAGCUAUGUCGGCGCGACAAUCAUGCUGUACAGGCUGACUUGCCGAAUCUCGACUCCUCCCUUCGCCUUGACGGCGUCGCUACUCUACCUCCUCCCGCCCGCGCCAGGUGUGCUGUCUUCGUCAAUGAGCGAGCCGCUAUUCGCCCUGCUCACCUUCACCGGCUUCUACCUAGCGGUCCGGCGGAGAUUCUGGCUCUCAGCUCAGGUCCUGGCAGGGGCGACCUCUGUUCGUGCGACUGGCGUUUUGGCGGUGGGGCCGGUGGCGUGGAUCAUGAUGUUCGGAGAGGAGCCGAUUCUGCGGACAUUGAGGAGACCCGUGCGCUUGGCACGGAGAUGCAUAUCGUGCAUUCCGCCGGUCGCUAUCAUCAUCGCACCCUUCGUCACGUCCCAGACAUACUUCUACUAUGCGCUCUGUCAAGGUGGGGAACGGGAGGAAUGGUGCAGUAAUGCUCUUCCCCUUGCUUACAGCCAUGUUCAGGAGAAAUACUGGAACGUCGGGAUGCUCAACUACUGGAGCCCCGCUCAAAUCCCAAACAUCCUGCUCGCCCUGCCAGUCCUCCUCGUCUCCCUUCUCGUGCCGUACGUCUCCACCGCCACUCGUCAGACCAAUCUGCACAUCCUCCUCCCGUUCUAUAUCCACUCUCUCGCCCUUACGCUCCUCCUCCUCUUCUCGGCGCACACGCAGAUUGCCCUCCGGGUAUGCGUGACGGAUCCGGUCAUUUGGUGGAGCCUUGCGGGGCUGGCUUUCAGGUGGAAAGGGUCAUCGCGGUCGUUCGGGGCAGCGUCGACGGAUACGGAGGGAAAGGAAGAUGACAUGACCCGGAUGAGCAAGGUAUGGGUAUGGUGGACGAUCAUAUAUGGGGCCAUCAGCAUUGUCUUGUGGGCAGGUCACUAUCCGCCCGCAUAG